GUCCUUCCGAGGGUGGAGGGUAUGGCGAAGACUGUGGCUUAUUUCUAUGAUCCCGAUGUGGGCAAUUUUCAUUACGGAGCAGGACAUCCCAUGAAACCACAUCGGUUGGCAUUGACCCACAGUUUGGUGCUACAUUAUGGACUCUAUAAGAAGAUGAUUGUAUUUAAGCCAUAUCAAGCUUCUCAGCAUGACAUGUGUCGCUUUCAUUCAGAAGAUUAUAUUGACUUCCUUCAGAGAGUUAGUCCUAACAACAUGCAAGGAUUCACCAAAAGCCUCAAUGCUUUCAAUGUGGGAGAUGACUGCCCUGUUUUUCCAGGACUAUUUGAAUUUUGUUCUCGAUAUACUGGAGCUUCCUUGCAAGGAGCAACACAGCUGAAUAAUAAGAUUUGUGAUAUUGCAAUUAAUUGGGCUGGAGGCCUGCAUCAUGCCAAGAAGUUUGAGGCUUCUGGGUUUUGUUACGUGAAUGACAUCGUGAUUGGCAUUUUGGAGCUUCUCAAGUACCACCCACGUGUGCUUUACAUUGAUAUAGACAUCCAUCAUGGAGAUGGUGUGCAGGAAGCUUUUUACUUGACAGACCGUGUCAUGACAGUAUCUUUUCACAAAUACGGGAAUUACUUUUUCCCUGGUACAGGUGACAUGUAUGAAGUUGGAGCUGAGAGUGGCCGCUAUUACUGUCUAAAUGUACCUUUGCGGGAUGGCAUUGAUGACCAAAGUUAUAAGCAUCUCUUCCAGCCAGUCAUUAAUCAAGUGGUGGAAUUCUAUCAGCCAACUUGCAUAGUGUUGCAGUGUGGUGCUGACUCCUUAGGCUGUGAUCGCCUGGGCUGCUUUAACCUCAGUAUAAGAGGACAUGGGGAGUGCGUGGAAUAUGUAAAAAGUUUCAACAUUCCCCUUCUGGUAUUAGGAGGCGGUGGCUAUACAGUUCGCAAUGUGGCCCGAUGCUGGACUUAUGAAACAUCAUUGCUAGUAGAUGAAGCAAUUAGUGAGGAGCUUCCGUAUAGUGAAUACUUUGAAUACUUUGCUCCAGACUUUACUCUCCACCCUGAUGUCAGCACUAGAAUUGAAAAUCAGAACUCAAGGCAGUACUUAGAUCAAAUACGGCAGACAAUAUUUGAGAAUUUGAAGAUGCUGAAUCAUGCACCUAGUGUCCAGAUCCAUGAUGUCCCUUCUGAUCUUCUGAGCUAUGAUCGCACAGAUGAGCCUGAUCCAGAAGAGAGAGGUUCAGAAGAUAAUUACAGCAGGCCAGAAGCUUCCAAUGAGUUCUAUGAUGGUGACCAUGAUAAUGAUAAAGAAAGUGAUGUUGAAAUAUGAGGCCUGAAUCCUAUAAAUUUAUACUAUGUGAAAUUGUCUGGAUGAUGAGACUCUUAAGGAGGCAAUAGGUUCCAGCAGAAAGACUGCUCUUUCUACCCGUUUUCUGAAAUGAUAUCAGCAGGACUGGUAAAUGAUGGAAUUAUUUGAGCACAGAAGGCAAUGAGGGUUGCCACUUGACCUGAUCUUCAGCCAUUAAUUGUGGGAAUAAACAUUCAUUACUUCA
Messenger RNA from Protobothrops mucrosquamatus (brown spotted pit viper), 1531 nucleotides. RefSeq names its product histone deacetylase 3 (gene HDAC3). Lineage: Eukaryota; Metazoa; Chordata; Lepidosauria; Squamata; Viperidae. The transcript is spliced from 15 exons. The coding region runs from base 22 to 1308 and encodes 428 amino acids. Gene Ontology annotation, molecular function: histone deacetylase activity. The record is from RefSeq and is a predicted model, not a curated record.